CCCCGACCUUCGAAUAACGCCCAGUACUAUAUACCGUCGCUAUAUAUCACGCCGUUAACGUUGGCGUAUGAUCCUUUAUUCCUUGCUUGGACCCGAAGGUUGCAACAAAUCCACUGACCUGGCUCGCUGACCAUCUAUAUAAUUGUCUUGUUGAAGUUGUAUUCUGCCAGUGGCAGGGCAAGCAAUCACAGACGCUUUCCCUUUUCUUCCUCCCACUGCGUUUCUAUCCUCCCUAGCACCCACAUUACUUGCCACUUCUGACAUCAUGUCCUUUUCUAACCUUGUCUCUGAUCUCGCCUUCAGAGACACACACGAUGACCGAAGUUCUCAGAUAUCCCAUGUACGAUCGCAAGCCACGGCACGAUCGUAUACAAGCACAGCUGCCACAAGUGUCAGCAUAUCUGGUGACAUCUCCAGCCAGCUUCAUUCCGGUUACAGCCAUCCACUGAGCAGGUCAUGGCAGGCAGAAAGACAGUUGACCAAGGAAAUGCUUAUCUAUCCUCUCUUCAUCACCGAUAAUCCUGAUGAGGAGACUCCCAUUCCGUCUCUUCCUGGCCAGUAUCGUCGAGGAUUAAACCGUCUAGCUCCUUUCAUCAAGCCACUUGUUCAUAAGGGGCUACGCUCGGUUAUCCUGUUUGGUGUCCCACUACACCCCUCUGCGAAGGAUGCACUAGGUACUGCUGCAGACGACCCAUCUGGACCGGUAAUCCAAGCUAUUCGCCUGCUUAGGUCGCGGUUUCCUCAACUUUACAUCGUCACAGAUGUGUGCCUUUGCGAGUAUACUUCACAUGGCCACUGUGGGAUUUUGCGAGAAGAUGGGACUCUUGACAACACACAGUCUGUGGAUCGAAUCUCGGAUGUUGCUCUGGCCUAUGCUGCUGCCGGGGCUCAUUGUGUCGCUCCGUCUGAUAUGAAUGAUGGGCGAGUGCGUGCUAUCAAACUGAAGCUUAUUGAAGCCGGCAUGGCCCACCGCGUCCUUUUGAUGUCGUACAGCGCCAAAUUUAGUGGGUGUCUGUACGGCCCCUUUCGUGAUGCAGCGGGGUCCUGUCCAUCAUUUGGGGAUCGCAGAUGCUACCAGUUACCGCCCGGUGGUCGUGGACUUGCUCGUCGUGCUAUACAGAGAGAUAUAGGUGAAGGGGCAGACAUCAUAAUGGUAAAGCCGGCGAGCAGCUACCUGGACAUUAUCAGAGACGCAAAAGAACUCUCCAAAGACAUUCCGAUUGCCGCUUACCAAGUCAGCGGUGAGUAUGCUAUGAUACACGCUGGCGCUAAGGCGGGCGUAUUUGACUUGAAAUCAAUGGCCUUUGAAAGCACUGAAGGGAUUAUAAGGGCUGGUGCCGGAAUUAUAGUAAGCUAUUUCGUGCCUGACUUUUUAGAUUGGCUUUAGACAUGACUUAGCCGGAUGAAGUGUGUUGAAAGCACCCACUAGAUGGAUAGCAGUGACGAUCGCGUUUGAAUCGUAACUAUUGGAGCAGAAGUGCCC
Messenger RNA from Aspergillus nomiae NRRL 13137, 1483 nucleotides. RefSeq names its product porphobilinogen synthase HEM2. The annotation marks the transcript as partial. Gene Ontology annotation, cellular component: cytosol. Lineage: Eukaryota; Fungi; Ascomycota; Eurotiomycetes; Eurotiales; Aspergillaceae. Gene Ontology annotation, biological process: heme biosynthetic process. The record is from RefSeq and is a predicted model, not a curated record. Gene Ontology annotation, molecular function: porphobilinogen synthase activity; zinc ion binding. The transcript is spliced from 2 exons.